UUAUGAGGGGAGCAGAGAGUGUGGCUCCUGAGAGAAUAAUUUCCCACAAUAAUUGGCUGGAAAACCGACGUAGGACAUUAUUUUCCAGCCAACCUGAGCGGCAGGAAACCGGAAGUGCGCGUUGCGCGCGGCUCUUUUGAGAUCUCACACUGAGUCCGGGCGCGAAGAGGAUGGAUCGGUACUUGCUGCUGGUCACCUGGAGGGAAGGGAAGUUUCGAUCCGUGGCGGGUGGGGAGAUCGAGCCCGGCACUGAGGCGAUAUCCCUGGAGAGCACCGACAAACAACCCGAUUUGACCGCAACCAAUAUUUAUCACCUCUUGAAGAGAAGCAUCAGCGGUUCAAUCCAUCCAGAUGACAGUACAUUUCCUGCUUGUUCGGUGGGCGGCACACCUCAUUCCAGGAAGUGGUUCUUUGCGGUGCAAGCAAUAUGUGGAUUUUACCAGUUUUGUAGUUCUGAUUGGCAAGAGAUACAUUUUGAUGCUGAAAAAGAUAAAAUUGAAGAUGUUCUUCAAGCAAAUCUAGAAGAAUGUCAGAGUGCUGUUGAGUGUUAUGAAGAAGAUGACAGUAACAGCAGGGAAUCCUUACCCUUGGCUGACCUAUAUGAAGAAUCAGCAGAAAAUUUGCAUCAGUUAUCAGACAAGCUUCCCGCUCCUGGUAGAGCAAUGAUAGACAUAAUACUGUUGCCGUCUGACAAAGACCCUCCUAAGCUAAAAGAGUGCUUGCCCAUUGUAGGGGCCUUGAAACAUCUGAAGGAAUGGCAUUCAGCAAAAGUUAUCAUAGCAGGAAGUUACUGUGAGAUAAAUUGUCAGAAAAUUGCUGAAUACCUUUCAGCUAGUGUUGUGCCUUUAGAAGAAUUCAGAAAUGCCAUUGAUUCGAGGGAACUGUGGCGGGGAGAGAUUCAGAUGCGGGAACGAAAGUUUGGAUUUGAAAUUAGUUUUCCUGAAUUUUGUUUAAAAGGAGUUACGCCUACGAAUGUUAGUGCAUAUAAUUUAAAUACCUGCUUCCUUGCCAAAAAGAUAGCAUCAUCUAAGGAUAAGAAUAUUUUGCCUAAGGUUUUCCAUUAUUAUGGUCCUGCUUUGGAAUUUGUGCAGAUGAUAAAACUAUCAGAUCUUCCCUCCUGUUACAUGUCGGAUAUCGAGUUUGAGUUAGAGGUGACUGGGCACUGCACGAGGCAGAAUUCCGUGCUGCUGUUGGAACAGCUCUCUUCCCUGUGUGGCAAGGUUGGUGCUCUCUUUGUGUUGCCGUGUACUGUUAGCAAUGUACUCAUCCCACCUCCCAACCAACUGGCCUCAAGAAAGUGGAAGGAAUACAUGGCUAAGAAGCCCAAGACCAUCAGUGUUCCCGACGUUGCCGUGAAGGGAGAGUUUUCUGGCUAUCAUCUCCUGCUGCAAGGUAUGGGCAAGAGAAAAUGCAGAGCCACGCUGCUGCACUCGGCCAGCCAGAUCAAUGGCUCCUUUGCACUCAGUGUCAUUCAUGGGAAGAUGAAAACAAAGGCAGGAGAAGCCAGACCGAGUUUCCCCUUUGACUUCUCGUCACUCCCAAGGUUUUCGGAGGAGCAGGUUUUACAGAGAGAGAAACAAUUAGCCAGCUUUCAAGUUUUGGCUUUGAAAGAAUGCCUGAAAAGAAGAAAGGCUGCAAACCAGCCCGAAGCCUUUUCUGCCGAUGAACUCAAAAGUCUGUUGGCACUCACGAGGGAGCGCUUCCUAGGUCACUUUGAUGUUCUCCCCGCUGAAGCAGCUUUAACACAAACAGACACCGUGAAAGCUGCCGGCGUGGUAAAUGAUGCCGGUACAGUUGAACCUCAUUCUUCAAGUCUAAUGGAAACCAAUCCUCUGGAAUGGCCAGAAAGACACGUUCUUCAGAAUUUAGAAACUUCCGAAAAAGCUAAACAAAAAAUGAGAACUGGCUCAUUACCGCAUUCGUCUGAACAGUUGCUGGGCCAUAAAGAGGGUCCCCGGGACUCACUCACAUUACUGGAUGCUAAGGAAUUGCUGAAGUAUUUCACCUCGGAUGGAUUACCAGUCGGAGAUCUUCAGCCGUUACAGAUUCAACGGGGGGAAAAGCCUUUUGUUUUGACACCAGAGCUUAGUCCUGGAAAACUUCAGGUCUUACCUUUUGAAAAAGCCUCGGAAUGCCAUUACCACGGAAUUGAAUAUUGCCUGGAUGACCAAAAAGCUUUAGAAAGAGAUGGGGGAUUUUCUGAACUUCAGUCUCGCCUUAUUCGGUACGAGACGCAGACCACCUGCACCAGAGACAGUUUUCCAGUCCCCACCGUGCUGAGUCCUCUUCCGUCCCCUGCAGUUCUGUCAGAGCCUCAGAGUGUCCCUGAAGGAGAAGCACCGCAAGGCGAACUGCGGACUGAAGUUUCUGGAUUGAAGCGGAGAUCUAAAGACCCCAGCUGCCUGUACCCCCAGAAAAGACUUACGAAAUCAGAAAGUUCGGAUUGUUUGCCUUCUCAAGCAGGUUGCAAUGGUAAUCAUGACCAUCACACGGGGAAACCCAGGAAGCCUCAGGCAGAGCGCUGUGUGCCAGGGCUUCCACUGCCUGGUCGGGAAGCUUCCAAAGACACCGCAAAGACCAGUUCAGGACAAAAACGAGCACACGUAUCAAAAUCAUCCAAGCAAAUCAAGGAAUCACGGUCCCAGAAACACACACGGAUGCUGAAGGAGGUGGUAACAGAUACCUUGAAGAGGCACUACAUCACGGAGGCCCAUGAGAGCUUCACGGCCUGCAGCCAGAGACUCUUCGACAUCUCCAAGUUCUACCUGAAGGAUCUGAAAACAUCAAGGGGUCUCUUUGAAGAAAUGAAGAAAACAGCCAACAACAAUGUGGUGCAGGUGAUCGAAUGGGUGGUAGAAAAGAUGAGCAAGAAAUAAGCUACUACCUCUUCCUUUCCUUAGAAAACUGUACACAGCCUGUGAACUUUCCCCAAAGAGGGUCCAUGGUGUCCUGUAUUUAUAUAGUUUCGUGACACUCAGUUAUUUUCAACUAAUGCACUUAUUUUUACAGUUUUACAAUAUUUUAAUCUAUGAAAUUUUUAUAUAUUUUAAAUGUUUUAACUCUUGGUUAUUUAAUUGUUAAAUAAACAGUAAUAUUUCAUUA
This is a messenger RNA of Mus caroli (Ryukyu mouse), 3102 nucleotides long. It is a transcript of the gene Mtbp, whose product is annotated as MDM2 binding protein. Gene Ontology annotation, biological process: protein localization to kinetochore; regulation of protein ubiquitination; traversing start control point of mitotic cell cycle. Gene Ontology annotation, cellular component: kinetochore. The record is from RefSeq and is a predicted model, not a curated record. NCBI's taxonomy places the organism in Eukaryota, Metazoa, Chordata, Mammalia, Rodentia, Muridae.